Messenger RNA from Brassica napus (rape), 1170 nucleotides. RefSeq names its product probable splicing factor 3A subunit 1. Gene Ontology annotation, cellular component: catalytic step 2 spliceosome; U2 snRNP; U2-type prespliceosome. Bases 1 to 1170 code for a protein of 389 amino acids. Gene Ontology annotation, biological process: regulation of alternative mRNA splicing, via spliceosome; mRNA cis splicing, via spliceosome. The transcript is spliced from 2 exons. NCBI's taxonomy places the organism in Eukaryota, Viridiplantae, Streptophyta, Magnoliopsida, Brassicales, Brassicaceae. Gene Ontology annotation, molecular function: protein binding; RNA binding. The record is from RefSeq and is a predicted model, not a curated record.
AUGGAUAAGAGUGAGAUCAUGCCCAGCGAUGUUAGAUACAAUUUCCUGAGAAGCAAAACAGAUCCUUGUCAUGCAUAUUACAGCUACAUGCUUUCUAAAUACUCUGCUGGUGGAGGAGCUGUGGUGGAGGGUGCUGCUGUGAAUAUUGAACAUGAUGAUCACACCAAGGAUCUCACAAUCAUUAAUACACCUGCACAAGUCCCAGCUAUUACUCUUGCUGCGAGAGUAGCUUGUCUUGUUUCUGUAAAAGGGCUGGACCUUGAGAUGCACCUCAGAGACACUCAAGUGAGUGAUACAAGGUUUAAUUUUCUUAGGGAUGCUUCAGAUGUGUGUCACGCAUUCUACCAGCGCAGCCUUGCCUACUACUCUUUUGGGAAUAAAAGUCAACUCAAAGCUCGGGCACAACCUCCUCCUGUGUUCGAUACCCCUAACACUCAGAUCCUGCCUCUGCCUAACCUUCUGCAGUUCAGACUUCCUCAAGGGAUGACAUUGAAGCAGCUCGAUACCAUUAAGGUCACAGCUCAAUUUUCCCUGUGGUAUGGGUAUUACUUUGUGUGGGCUUUGAAAGGGAAUGUGACCCAGCUUGAGUUUCUUAAUCCAUCACAUAGCUGGUACCCUUUUUACAAUGAGUUUCAACGUGCCUAUGAGAGACUGUUCAAGCCCCCCAAAGAUACCAUAGAACAGCUGUAUAAGAGUGCCGAAUACACAGAGGCCAUCCAGAAAGGUUUCUUACAACGUAUUCAACUGGAUGAUCCUAUCAAGGUGCGUAAAUGGCUGGAGCAAGGGGAGAGGGCAAUGAUUGAUUGGCAUGAGGCUACAUCCAAACCAUUUGCUAUGAAGGAGGUUCAAGAGCUGCUACCACCUCAAGGACCAGAUCCUAAGAGACAAAAGCUUGACGUCUCACUUCUGGUUCCAGAAACCCAAUUUCUCGCUCAACAUCAGGGUCCGUCUUCACUUACGGUUUCUUUUCCAAACCGACAAGCCGUUGAGAUCAAGGUGUCCUCGUUGUCCGUAAAUCUUGCAUCGUUGAAGCAGAGAAUAGCUGAAGUGAUCCAAAUUCCAGCGGACAAACACAAGUUAAGUGGAAAAUCGGGGGUUUUGAAGGACGACAACAUGACACUUGCACAUUACAAUGUGGGAGAUGGAGACAUCCUAACACUGUCUCUGUGA